UAUUGGUUACCCUGUCUUGACUUUUCAAGCAAUUUUGGGACUAUAAAUAGCCCAAGAGGAUGAGGAGGCGGAAGGAAUCUUAAGCUGUGGGCUGCAUUGGAAAGAGAAGGAUAGAGUUGGGAGUCUGAGAAUUGAUUUAAUAAUUCAGAGUACAGCUUGAAAGUCCUGUGCUUAUUGAAUUGACAGAAAAAUGGUGAGAGCUCCUUGCUGUGAUAAGAUGGGAAUGAAAAAGGGUCCAUGGACACCUGAAGAAGAUCAGAUUUUAAUCUCCUACAUUCAAAAAAAUGGCCAUGCAAAUUGGCGUGCGUUACCAAAGCAAGCUGGUCUGUUAAGAUGCGGGAAGAGUUGCAGAUUACGAUGGGUAAACUACUUAAAGCCUGAUAUUAAGAGGGGAAACUUCACUUCGGAAGAAGAGGAAACUAUCUUUAAGCUCCAUGAAAUGUUAGGGAAUAGGUGGUCAGCAAUUGCAGCAAAAUUACCCGGAAGGACAGACAAUGAGAUAAAAAAUGUGUGGCAUACUCACUUGAAGAAGAGACUUAAACAAUACCAGACAAAACCAGUCACCAAACACAAUCCUAAGUCCAAAUCCAAAAUCAAAUGUGAGUCGUCCGACAAUAUUAGCACAAGCCAAUUAGAAUCUGGACACUCAAGUUCCAGUACUACAGGCAACAUUCCAUCAAGAACUGAAAUUCCAGAGCAGACCCCGAUGUCACCUCAGCCAUCAUCAAGUGAAGUUUCCUCCAUUACUGAUGUCAACAUAGCUACAACUGAUCGGGAAGUGAACAACAUGGAUAUCAAGGCUGAAAACAUGGAGUACUCCUGGGAAUGUUUUCCUGAAAUUGAUGAAAGUUUCUGGUCAGAUGCACCGUCCUCGGAUAAUUCUAGUGCAUUACCAUUAAAUUUUGAAGGAGUCCCUGAUGAGUUCCAAUCUCAAGUUCCUUCAAGUUCAAUUGAUCAUGCCAUGGAACCUGACCAUGGAUAUGUUCAAAAUCUUGAUGAUGCGAUGGAGUUCUGGUACGACCUGUUCAUUAGAGCUGGAGGUGAACAAGAUUUAAUUACAGAAUUCUAGUAAUUCUUUAAUUGGAGUGGCGUUUACUGUUUCCCGUGUUUGACUAAAACCAGACAGUACUUAUCCAAGGUAGGGACAAAAAACCUUUCCACGGUUCAAAAGUAAGAAUCGCCUCAUUGACCAAGAAACUAAAAACCAAGUCUUCAUAGGAAGCGUACUAAUCAUUCAGAAGGAAAAUUAUUCCCUUGGAGACUCGGUGUGGUAAGGGGCCAAACAGGAGAAUAAAGAGGAAAGAGAAAAGAUUGACAUAGAAACAGUUCUGUAUAGGAAUUUGGCUUGGAGUACAAGUAGAUGCUUACUUCAAAAAUCAACAAGUUCAGCUCAUUGGGCCAAUAUAAAUUAUAGACUGAUGAUGAUAAAAUUUUCUAAUUUAAUUAUAAUACAUGAUAUGUUUAUGUAUUUACAAAUCUUAAAUUAUGUGCUUAUAAUAAAGUUGAUCAUCAUUCAUCGAUUAUACAA
Molecule: messenger RNA, 1528 nt
Organism: Durio zibethinus
Lineage: Eukaryota; Viridiplantae; Streptophyta; Magnoliopsida; Malvales; Malvaceae
Product: transcription factor MYB15-like
Source: RefSeq, a predicted model, not a curated record